UGAAGACCAGUGACCAGAGAAGGAAAACCAUGGGUGCUGAUUCCAAGGAUUCCCUGAAGAGUUCCCUGCUGCAGCUAAAAUGUUAUUUCACAUGGUCUUUGCUGAAGCAAGAUGUGGAACUUGAUGAUCUAGAGGAGAAGAUAGACCACCAGGUUGAAUUUUUCACAAAGUCCAGGCUCACCAUUUAUAACCUGCUCUCCUAUAUAUGUCACCUGAAUAAUUCAAAGGAGAAAGCCCUGGCAAACCUCCAAAAAGCUGAAGAAGAAGUGAAAAGACAUCACCCAGAUGAAAUUGCCAGGAGAAGCCUUGUCACCUGGGGGAACUAUGCCUGGAUCUAUUACCACAUGGGGAGGUAUGAGGAAGCUCAAUUGUACGUAAGCAAAGUGGAAAACAGCUGCAAAAAGCUUCCAGGAGCUUCUCGCUGGAAGGCUCAGCUUCCUGAGAUCUAUGCUGAGGAAGGAUGGGCACUCUUGAAGUUUGGAAAAAAAUACUAUGAGAGAGCAAGGACUUGCUUUGAAAAUGCUCUGCAGGGUGAACCAAACAACCUGGAGUUCAGUGCUGGCUAUGCAAUCACAGUGUACCGCUUGGAAAGCCCUUUCAAGAGUCACAGCCAGGCCCUCAGGCUCCUGAAGCGUGCAGCAGAACUGGACCCAGAGAACACUUUCAUUGUGGUCUUACUUGCAUUAAAACUUCAGGAUGUGAAGAGGACUGAGGAAGGGGAGAGGUACAUUGAGGAAGCACUGAAGCAAACUCCUGCUGUGCCUUACACCCUGCGGUACGCUGCCAAGUUCUACAGAAGGAAAGGAGAAGUGGACAAGGCAGUGGAGCUUCUGAGAAAGGCCCUUGCAGUGACACCAAACCCUGCCAUCCUGCAUCACCAGCUGGCAGUCUGCUACAGAUCAGAGCUGGCUCAGCUGAGAGAGGCUGUGAGACACCCACCUGAAGAGCAAGUGGAUAAACUCAUCCAGCUUUCCAUCUCCCAUUUUAAAACAGCCGUAGAAAAAAACCCCAAAUUUUUUUAUAGCCACAUUGACCUGGCAAAGAUGUAUAUAGAAGCAAACAGGUAUGAAGAAGCAGAAGAGACCUUCCAGAAAGCAUUUCAGAUAAAUAUUCUAUCUCAUGGUGACAAACAAGAACUCCACUACUUCUAUGGGAAUUUUAAGUACUUUCAGAUGAAAGAAGAAUCUGAAGCCAUUGAGCACUACCUAGAAGGGCUGAAAAGCAGAAAAGGUUAUUACUACUUUGCCAAGUGCAAAAAUGCUCUGAGGAUGCUGUUAGAGCAGAGAAUUCAGGGUGGUUCAACAGAUGCAGCAGAUUUUGGCAGACUUGGACUUGUGCAUCAUCUCUGUGGUGAGACACAUCAAGCAAUUCAGUGCUAUGAGCAAGCCCUUGCACUGCAACCUGACCACCAAGACUAUUUGAGUGCUUUAUGUGAGCUACGACUUUCCAUCUCCAGCUAAAACUCCCCCAAAUCCUUCAUGCUUCCAAAAUCCCAACAGUAAAACCCAAGACACUGAAACAGAUACUCCAAGGCUUUUAGUUUUGUAGAUGUGAUGAUUGCCCAUCAAUUUUUUUGUUGUUGUUUUCAUUCAGUACCAGAAAGCAUGCUUGGAAAGACUGAAGAACAGCUAAGCUAUCUUCAUCUUCAAUGCUAGCACUGCUCUAGAGCUUGUGUUUAAGUGGUUAUCUGCAGAACAAUUCUAAGUUGUGAACAUAAGGAAAAAAAAUGUUUUCCCUGGGAGGGUGACAAAACACUGGCACAGGCUGCCCAGAGAG
Molecule: messenger RNA, 1776 nt
Organism: Indicator indicator
Lineage: Eukaryota; Metazoa; Chordata; Aves; Piciformes; Indicatoridae
Product: interferon-induced protein with tetratricopeptide repeats 5-like
Exons: 2
Coding region: 30-1460 (476 amino acids)
Biological process (GO): defense response to virus
Cellular component (GO): cytosol
Molecular function (GO): protein binding
Source: RefSeq, a predicted model, not a curated record